CCUCAGCCUCCCCGCUUAUUAUCGCGCCGUCCUGAGCAGGCUCGUGUCUUUGGGCUCCUGUUCUUGGCUGGCUGACAUCGGACAGCGAAGAUGAGCGACAACGGGGAGCAGAACUAUGCCGAUCGGGAGUCCCGAUCUGCUUCAAGGAGCGGCAGUGCUCGUCGAUCAGGCAAAUCUGCAAGCCAUUCCCCGACUCGUUCUCCUGCGCGAUCAAGGUCUAAAGAAGGGUCCAGGCAUUCAAGAUCAAAGUCACGAUCUAGGUCUAAAUCAAGAUCUAGGUCAAGAAGAAGUUCUCGACGUCAUUACACAAGAUCUCGUACUCGUUCAAGGUCUCACAGAAGGUCUAGAAGCCGCUCGUAUAGUAGAGAUUACCGAAGACGUCACAGCCACAGUCGCUCUCCCAUGUCAAAUCGAAGGCGGCAUAUAGGGAGUAGAGUAAGUUCGAAGGGAAAUCUCGGCCCCUCCCACUCGGACCGGGAUACAGAUCGAGAUGACGCGAACUCUGACCACAAAGACAAAAAGGCAAAUCCUGAUCCCAACUGCUGUUUGGGCGUGUUUGGCCUAAGUCUUUACACCACGGAACGAGAUCUAAGAGAAGUAUUUUCAAAGUAUGGUCCAAUAGCAGAUGUAUCCAUUGUGUAUGAUCAGCAGUCUCGACGUUCCAGGGGGUUCUCAUUUGUCUACUUUGAAAAUGUUGAAGAUGCAAAAGAGGCAAAGGAACGUGCAAAUGGAAUGGAACUUGAUGGAAGACGCAUACGUGUAGAUUUCUCAAUUACAAAAAGGCCCCACACCCCUACACCAGGAAUAUACAUGGGAAGACCAACAUAUGGAAGCUCACGUCGCAGAGAUUAUUACGACCGAGGAUACGAAAGAGGGGGAGGAUAUGAUGACCGAGAGUACUACGGCAGAUCCUCUUACAGGGGUGGUGGAGGUGGUGGCGGCGGUGGAGGGUGGCGUGGUGGACAGGACCGGGACCAGUUUUCUAGGAGGCGAUCUCCAUCACCGUACUACAGCCGAGGUGGAUAUAGAUCUCGAUCCAGAUCACGUUCCUAUUCUCCACGUCGAUACUGAAAGCUGAAAUGGAUUCAACCAUCUGAAAUAUGAAGCAAAUGUUUUUGUGCAUACAGUAAUGCUUACAAGUGAUGUAUGUUAUAAACUGCUUUUUGUGAGAAAAGUUCUAGUAGUUUUGUUUAAUUUUUAUUUUUCCCUGCUCCAUGUAGACAAACCCGUGAUUUCAAUUUUUGCAGAGGUUUUGCAUGUAUUUUUUAAAUGGUUUGACUUGUGAUUACCAAUUUUCCUCAAACUACUUUUUAAAAAUAAAUGUCUUUGAAAAAUAUUUUUUUCUUUAUGAUCCACUUCACCUUAUAUAUUUGCCCAAUUUUUUUUCAAAUAGUUCUCAUCCACUUUAUGGCAUUCAUAAAUUAGGGUGAUAAAAUCUGUGUGGGCAGGAAUUAAUAAACAUAGGCCUUUGGUA
This is a messenger RNA of Rana temporaria (common frog), 1474 nucleotides long. It is a transcript of the gene TRA2B, whose product is annotated as transformer 2 beta homolog. NCBI's taxonomy places the organism in Eukaryota, Metazoa, Chordata, Amphibia, Anura, Ranidae. The record is from RefSeq and is a predicted model, not a curated record. The transcript has 10 exons. Gene Ontology annotation, molecular function: RNA binding. Gene Ontology annotation, cellular component: spliceosomal complex. Gene Ontology annotation, biological process: positive regulation of mRNA splicing, via spliceosome. Bases 91 to 1071 code for a protein of 326 amino acids.